AUGGAGUUCGUGGGAGGUUUACCUUCGUACUAUAGCGUUCUGGGCGUUGAUAGAAACGCUUCAGAUGAAGAAAUUAAACGUGCUUAUCGGAAGCUGGCCAUGCAAUGGCAUCCGGACAAAUGGGCAAGUAGAAACCCCUCUGUUCUUGGAGAGGCCAAGCAGAAAUUCCAGCAAAUUCAAGAAGCUUAUUCAGUUUUAUCAGAUAGGAGAAAGAGAGUGAUGUAUGAUGCAGGGAUAUAUGAUCCUGAAGAUGAGGAUGAAGAAGUUGAGGGAUUUGCAGAUUUUCUUCAAGAAAUGGUCUCUCUCAUGAGUGAUGCUAGGAAAGAGGCAAAGAACUACAGCAUGGAGGAACUUCAGAGCAUGUUUUGCGAGAUGGCGCGAGAUUUCCAGACUCCUCAGUGGGGUUAUGACCUGAUGCAGCAACACACGUACGAGUCCUUGUGGUCUUGCGGCCCGUUUAGCUUGCACGAGCCCGAGAUUCCCAGAACGAGCUCAUGUGAAGCGAACCAACUUCAUGGGAAUCCUCACUUGGGCACAUCGAGCUUUGAAACUUAUGGUCAACAUCAUUUUUGCCGAUAA
Molecule: messenger RNA, 579 nt
Organism: Striga hermonthica
Lineage: Eukaryota; Viridiplantae; Streptophyta; Magnoliopsida; Lamiales; Orobanchaceae
Source: the annotation of a GenBank genome assembly